Messenger RNA from Penicillium brevicompactum, 1611 nucleotides. RefSeq lists its product as uncharacterized. Gene Ontology annotation, molecular function: iron ion binding; oxidoreductase activity, acting on paired donors, with incorporation or reduction of molecular oxygen; heme binding. The transcript has 4 exons. The record is from RefSeq and is a predicted model, not a curated record. The annotation marks the transcript as partial. NCBI's taxonomy places the organism in Eukaryota, Fungi, Ascomycota, Eurotiomycetes, Eurotiales, Aspergillaceae. Gene Ontology annotation, biological process: sterol metabolic process.
AACUCCAAUAUGGAUGCUGAGAUAUCCAAUUUCUCAACACCUCAUGCCGAGGUGCUUCGAGCAUGGCCUUCUACCUCAUCACAGCAUUCAGUUAAGCUCCUUGAGACCCUGUCGGGAUAUUCAGCAUGGCAAUACGCUGUGGCUGUCUUACUGGCCGUAGUCUUCUAUGAUCAAGUCAUGUACAUCAAGCGAAAGGGCUCGAUUGCCGGACCACCACUAAAAAUACCCCUGAUGGGACCAUUUCUGCAGGCCCUUGAUCCAAAAUUCGACGGAUACCUUGCCCAGUGGGCGAGCGGGCCUCUCAGCUGUGUGUCUGUCUUCCACAAGUUCGUUGUUCUUGCUUCGGAUCGAGACAUAGCGCACAAGGUGUUCAAAUCACCCUCCUACGCCGAGCCGUGCCUAGUACCAAUCGCGAAGGACAUCUUGGGCCACAAAGCAUGGGUCUUCCUUCAAGGCAGAGAUCAUGCAGAGUACCGCAGGGGGUUGACUCCCCUGUUCACAAAUCGGGCCUUGGCUACGUAUCUUCCAGUGCAGGAGCGGGUACUUUCCGAUUACUUUGAAAGGUUCACUUCCGCCAGCAAGGAGAACAACGGAAAGCCCAUGGAAUUCAUGACCAUGUUCCGUGAGAUAAAUUGUGCGAUCUCUUGUCGCACGUUCUUUGGUGAUUACAUCUCUCAGGCAGCGGUCAAAAAGAUCGCCGACGACUUCUAUCUAGCAACGGCCGCCCUCGAAUUGGUCAAUGUGCCUCUGUCAAUGUACAUUCCCUUCACCAAGCCCUGGUGGGGAAAGCGAACGGCAGAUGCCGUCCAUGUCGAGUUUGCAAAAUGUGCAGCUGCAUCCAAAGCAAAUAUGGCGACCGGUGCGGAGCCCAAGUGUAUCGUCGAUCACUGGGUGCUUCACAUGAUCGAGUCCCAGAGAUACCGCGAGAGAGUCGCAGCAGGAGAAACGGACGUGGAAAAGCCGACAAACAUGAUUCGAGAGUUCACCAACGAGGAAAUUGGAGAGACACUAUUCACCUUCCUCUUCGCGUCCCAAGAUGCUUCUAGCAGUGCAACGACCUGGCUGUUCCAAAUCCUCGCCCAGCGGCCCGAUGUCCUCAACAAGUUACGACAAGAGAACCUGGAAGCUCGUGGCGGCGAUAAGAACAAGAACUUCGAUCUUCCCAUGCUAGAGUCACUCACCUAUACGAACGCUGUUAUCAAAGAACUUCUUCGCCACCGGCCGCCUGUCAUCAUGGUGCCUUACCUUGCGACCAAGAACUUUCCCGUGACUCCCAAUUACACAGUACCUAAGGGUGCAAUGAUCAUUCCAUCUUGCUAUCCGGCUCUGCAUGAUCCAAAUGUAUACCCCAAUCCCGAUACCUUCGACCCUGAGCGGUGGAUAUCCGGAGACGCCGAGUCCAAAACAAAGAACUGGCUUGUCUUCGGCGCUGGUCCCCACGAUUGCCUCGCCAGAAGAUACGUGCCGUUGUCCAUGGCAGGAAUGAUUGGAAAGGCAGCCCUGGAGCUUGAUUGGGAGCACAAUGCUACUGAUAAGUCAGAGGAGAUUCGAGUAUUUGCCACGCUAUUCCCGAUGGAUGGCUGCCCACUUGUGUUCACAAAGCGUUCUUAG